CUCUCUUUCUCUCUCUCUCUUUUUAUUUGUUAAAGUCAAUUUUUACCGACUGAAAAUUUAAGGUUAUAAACUGCACAGUCUAUAGUUUUGUAAAUAUUUAGUUUUAUAAUUUUUUAGUUAAUUAACAAUUAUAAAAAAUGAUUAAUAUUUUGUCAAUUGUUAAUAGAAGAAUACCAACAUUAUUUAAAAUACACAGAUCAAUAAUAAUCAACAAUUUUCAAACCCCUAAAAACAAUUACCACUUUAAUUGUUUAUCAAAAAUUAAAAAUCCUCAAUUAAUAAAUAAAACAAAUCAAUUAACUGCUAUUGAUAAAUUUAAAAUUCAUACUGGCAAUGAAUACUCAAAUCCAAGUUUUUUUUCGACACAAGAAAAAAUAAUAUUUGGUUUAUCAGUGCUUAUUAUAGCUAGUGGAGCACUUAUUUAUAUUUGUCGUUUAGAAAGAGAUCCACUUAGUGGAACAUAUCAAUUUAUUUGGGACAAUGACAAACGUAUUGAUGGAAAAGGUGGUGAACUUAUUUAUGAAAAAGUAUUAGAGCGUUAUAAUGAUAAUAUAUUACCAGCUAGUCAUUCAAGUUAUGGUGGAGUUAUGAAAAUAUUAAAUAAAUUGAUUGAAGAAAAUAAACAACAUUCAGCAUUAAAAAAUUAUGAUUGGAAAUUACACAUCAUUGAGUCUGAUGAAGGUGGUGCUUUUUUUGUUCCAGGUGGUAAAAUUUUCAUUGCAACUGGUUUAUUAAAAAUAGCUGAUGAUGAUAUUAAAAUUAAAUUUAUUCUGGCACAUUUAAUGGCUCACAUGGCUAUGAAACAUAAGAAUUGCAAAAAAACUCAAACAAUGUAUCUUCGACUGCUGAGUAAUUUUUGAUUUAUAUUAUUAUUUAAAAAAAAUAAAAUUAAUUUUAUGAAAAUAUAAAUUGAGUAACUUAAUUAUUGUGCAUU
Molecule: messenger RNA, 934 nt
Organism: Aphidius gifuensis
Lineage: Eukaryota; Metazoa; Arthropoda; Insecta; Hymenoptera; Braconidae
Product: mitochondrial metalloendopeptidase OMA1-like
Exons: 5
Coding region: 138-860 (240 amino acids)
Biological process (GO): mitochondrial protein processing; protein quality control for misfolded or incompletely synthesized proteins
Cellular component (GO): mitochondrial inner membrane
Molecular function (GO): metalloendopeptidase activity
Source: RefSeq, a predicted model, not a curated record